Messenger RNA from Lampris incognitus (smalleye Pacific opah), 2984 nucleotides. It is a transcript of the gene hps4, whose product is annotated as HPS4 biogenesis of lysosomal organelles complex 3 subunit 2. Bases 406 to 2349 code for a protein of 647 amino acids. The record is from RefSeq and is a predicted model, not a curated record. NCBI's taxonomy places the organism in Eukaryota, Metazoa, Chordata, Actinopteri, Lampriformes, Lampridae. Gene Ontology annotation, biological process: vesicle-mediated transport. The transcript is spliced from 12 exons.
CAUGACUCCUACUACUUGUGACUCACAUUCCUGAAGUUUUCGUGUUAUCAAAGGCUUAUUCACUAUCGUUUGCGUGACGUUUGGAAAAUAAUAUGUAUAUAUAAAGAGAUAAAAAAGAAAAAUAAUUCGGGAGACAUCCACGAAGACGCGAGUUCUGGUAGAAACUACUGCAUGUUGCUGUCCGGGCGUAUUAGCUUACAACUCCUACUGUUAGCUAGCUGUCUUGCUACUUUGUUGGCUGUUUGAAAGUUGUUUUUUGUUUUAUUGAGCGCGGCAGAGAACCCUCAAAUUUCUUCGCAGCUUUCAGACAUUGUUUCUUCUCUCACAUGGUUUGGAAAUGUACGAGUAGGAGAUUCAGUGACUAGUCUGCCCACUCCUCAUGAGGGGAGACUUGGCUUCGUUGAGAUGGCCGAUGUCUUAUCAGACUCCAGAAGGUGUAAUUAUUUCUUCCUCUAUGAUGGAUCAAAGGUGAAGGAGGAGGGUGAUCCUACGAGGGAAGGCAUUUGCUACUUCUAUCCUGAAGAGACACCUAUAGAUAAGCAGGAACUGCUCUGUGGACAGCUUGCUGGUGUGGGUCGCUGUAUCUCUGAGAUAUCUUCCUCUCCUGUGCGUGUACUGAAGCUACGCCGAAGCAAGUUUGCCAUCCGCAUGAAGGAGGAUCUUUUUUGGGCUUUGGGCUGCUCAGUGGACAUCCCAACCGUCAGUGUCUGUGAGCUCCUGGAUCAACUAAUAAACCUUUUUUGUUUCUAUAAUGGUUCCGUCCGCCAGAGCUACCAGAUAAACAGUCGGGAAACUUUAGCUGUACGAUGGGCCCAUUACCUCUCACACUUACAAGGAGGAUCCAGAGAGUUUCAUCAUAUCUUCAGCUGUCUGAGAACCAUUGACUCAACUAAUAUUGACCCUCUUCUCCUGCUCAAAGCUGCCCUCAUUCUUCAGGCCUGUCAACGUUGCCCUCUUGUGUUAGCAGGCUGUAUCCUCUUCCGUGGAAGAGUCGUAAGCACACAGAUGCCACCGGAUCUCACGAUAAAAGUCAUGGUUUACGAGAGUGAAACAUAUAACAAGGAACAGUGGUCCAAUGAACUCAGCUCCUCUGGCUCUUCAGGCAGUAUCCCUCUCUCCAGUGGUGUGACCUUCACUACAGUUUUCCUAACCACGUGUGAGCUACAAUGUCUGCGUUCCUCUCCUGUCGACAGAGAAACCAGGUCCGACUCUACCCUGAACAAAGACAGCUCACCACAGAGGACCUGCCUCUCAAGAACAUUAUCUGACACACCCUCCAUCUGUUCUGACCCAUCCGGGCCAGAUUCUUCUCAGUUUCCCAUUCCAUCUCAGGAUGUGUCCUACAACCCUCUUAUACCAGGAUCUGAUAAUUUGGUGUUUAGCCCAAGUCCCUCACAGAAUACAGCUGGUUCACUUAACUCCCUGCUGUCCCAGACCUCAGCGAAGUCUCUGGAGCUUCUGGUUCAAAAUGGGAAAACUUGCCAUGAAACUGAGGAGGACACACUGGAAGAGUCAUGUUAUCACAGUUUUUAUAGUAACGGAGGUGGAAACAGCCUACUGAUUAGUGAGGGAGACAGCUCCCUGCAUGAGGAAACCUCUCCGCUGAAUGGACAGACUGGCAGUAGUACAGCAGCAGAUGGAGAGAUGACUGUAGCUGUAACUGGGAGUGAAGAUUCCCAUGUGGAUAAAAUGGUGUUGGGAGACAGCGGGGCUGACAGUGAGAACAUUGACACUCUGCAGAGUGGGAUGAGAGAUCUCCCUCCCUGCUCCUCUCCUGAGGGCAACCUGGCAGAGAGCCCCCUGGUGCCCAUGACGCUGUAUCAGCACAGGGUGAAGGGCCUGGUACUGGCUUUAUUGGUGGAGCCUCAAUUCCUGAGCGACACGACUGCCAUGAAGGAAGUGUAUCACAGCAGCCUGGCAUCACUGAAUGGACUGGAGGCCCACCUGAGGACCGUCAGCCCAGUAGCCCCAGGCCCUCAAGACCUCUAUAUCUUUGCUCAUUUUGAUUGUAUUCAAAACACACUGACAACCAACCUGUCUGGUCCAUCGGGGGGAGUUCAGGAGCGAUCCUUUGUCAGAGGCACAUCACUUCUUCACUCGCAUUUCUAUAACACUGGAACUCUGCAGGAGGCUAUUCUUAGGAAUGCAGGUGCAGCUGUGUACGGAACGCGCAGUGUGGCCCAGGAGACGUACUUCCUGCAGCACGGGGGAACAGUGCGGAACUCUGGCAUUCCCAACCACCAGGACAGCGCUUUCUCCCUGCCCAGCAAGGCCCGACACAGACUGCUGAAACAUGGAGUCAACCUGUUCUGGCGUGACAUGACGGAGGCCCAGCGUAGCGGCACCUAAACUCUAAAACUCAUCUUUCACAGUUUGCUGGAACAUUUCAAACAGACACUGGAGGUUUUUGUUAUCCGUGCAGUAGCAGUGUGAUUAAGUCAAAUGGAAAUAUUUGAUAAUACUGUUGUAAAAUAUAGCCAUCGACACUCUGAAUUCUGGAAAUUUUGUGAUCACACAACAGACAUUUUGCUAUGUGAUCACUUUAUUAAUACCUGUAUUUCAGUCAAGGCUUUAAUGGAAUUCCACAAAUCGCUUUAGUGAAAUUAUUUCCUCUUUUUUCUGUUUAUUGGUUAAAAGAACAAGGAAAUUCAAAGAAAAUUCAGGCAAUAUAAAUAGUAGCUUAUUGUGUUUAUUUAUAUGAUAGUGCCUUUUCUUUGGAUGCUCAUAAGUGUAAUCUUUUCUAUACAAAAUAAAAUUUCCCUAAUUAUGUAGCUUAGCCAUUGAAACAACCAAAACCUUGUAUCAAAAACUAUUUAUUAUAGAUCAGCUCUGGAAAUUGUCCUUUGAAUAAUACGCUAGUAGAUCCACUGUAAUUUAAAAAAAAAUAUUCACAGUACCUGAUGUGUGCAUUUUAAUGUGUGUGCAUAGAAUAGGUUAACUGUUAUGUUGUGCAACUUUGCUGGAUAAAUAAAUGAAUAAAUGGU